Sander lucioperca (pikeperch) is the source of this 4924-nucleotide messenger RNA. RefSeq lists its product as uncharacterized. The record is from RefSeq and is a predicted model, not a curated record. Bases 970 to 3681 code for a protein of 903 amino acids. Gene Ontology annotation, molecular function: calcium ion binding. NCBI's taxonomy places the organism in Eukaryota, Metazoa, Chordata, Actinopteri, Perciformes, Percidae. The transcript is spliced from 15 exons.
GAUUUGUCUUUUUUUCAGCUUCUGCUGCAAACAAAUGUCUUUCAAAACUAGAACAAGUUUAAAAGACUUAUUUUUGUAGCUGAAGUGGGACAUGGGUUGUGAGGGGUGGCUGCUGGUGUCUCCACUCUAAGUGUUUGGUCUGUUCACCAUGGAAAACACUGACUACACCCAGCUUGUCCACAACCCUUGUUAAUAUUACACCAAGAGCGCAUUUACUCGGUCUUUCCUGCACUAAAAAUCUUGAGAUGAAGAGCCUCGAACUUAAGUCACACUCUAGAUAAUAAGCUUUGAUCGGAGAUACAGAUAGAGGGCUUUUUAGAACAUGCACACCCACAGAAGCACAUACACACUCCACUGAGCUCUGAUUUGUGGAAUUGAUAGGGUCCAUUGUUUCCACAGAGCUUGCCACUAUAUGCCCUGUAAUGUAAUUAAGGCCAGGAGAUUUAUGCUGCUGUAUAGCAGCCCAGAACCUGAUCCAUGUUGUGUCUGGAGUCGGGCUGAAAAGCCCUCUCUCUGUCCAGCUGCUCCUGAUUUCUGUUCUGGCCUCUGUCACUGUUCGGGGCUCCAGUGCUGUUCACUUCUUAAUUGAAAGCUUGGGUUUAUUGUGUGCCUCGUUUGUGUGUUGCAUCUAGAGGGAACACACAUUUGUAGCAAACUCAGAAGGGAAUAUUGUCUUGUGUGCUUUUUUGCUUGCCAAGGAAACGAUAUGCAUGAGAGAGUUGCACCAGUUUAUCAGGAUGGUAAUUAUUAACAGCCGUAAGCUAUUCAAAUAGAGUGCAUUUUUUAGUCUCACACAGAGAGGCAUUGCUCAGUUCCUCUUUUCUUAAAUCAGGCCACUACAAAGCGUGAAGGUAUAUUAUUGGACUUUUGUUCUGCCGAAAUAGCAGUGUUUUCUUGUUACUUCAGUGAUGAAAUGUUAAAUAUUUUACUAAGACAACGAGUAAACUGAAAGACUAGAACUCAUUGGACAUGUCUGCUGUUGAGAGAAGAGGAGCUCAAGAGCCACACUGGAAAAACAGACUUUCCAGAAAUCAGGAUUUCAAGCUUCCCUGGAGGCUUCUGGCUCGGCCCAGGCAUCACGUCAGCAUGAGCACCUGGCUGCCUGAUGGCUCCUGUUCUGCACACCACGCUGACAGGAGUCCCAUUUAUGUGUCUUUUGUCAGCAAAGCCAUCUUGUGGGAUAGAGGACUCUACCACUACACUGCCCAUGAUCGUCCAAAUCAUCGUCCCUUAUUGUGUCCACGGUUCUUGUCUCACAUGAAAGCUCGUCCUGAGGACCUCAGACCUCCUUGUUUCCUGAGCUCCAAGUCCAGGCCACAGCCUCCAUCUCAGGGGAAGACACCGAAAACGCACACUCUCACUGCCCCAAAGACACAAACGUCAGAGGGUUACUUCUAUCUCAAUCAAGACAGAAGAAGAAAUGGUGUGCAGAUCGCAGGAAGGCACUCUGCUGCUGUUGUUCCCUGUAUUCCACUCCCUGCCACUCCACCAUCAUCCACCAUUAAUCCAACACCUCCCUACCAAAACACCCCUCAGCCUGACUGUGAGAGACAACAAAGCAAGCCGAACACUGUGCCAGCAUCUCUCUCCUACCCUAAUCUUGCUCCAGAGGAAAAAGAUGAAGGUCAGGAGAGGGAGAGAGUAAAACAACCUGCUGUGGUGUUGGUCACAGAGUCGGACUGGAAGAUGCAUCUUGGUCCUGCUGGACCAGAACGCUCACCGCCACCAGCCUCCACGAUCUCACACGGGUCUCUUUCAGAUCUAAGUCGCCCACCGUCCAGUCUGUUCAGCCGCAGCACUGACCUCGCCAGUGGCAGGAGCAGUGUCCUGUCUGGUGCAGAAAUGAGGGACUCUGACCCAGAAGGCAUCAGUUGUUUCUCGCCACUCCAGCCUUGUCCAGUGAUGAAGUCACCUUUUGCUUCUUAUCCUUCAGCUGGAUCCAACCCUCGCCAAUCAUCCACAAAUGCUACGGCCACCCCUCCACUCUAUGAACCGAUAUUUGGCCAAACCAAACCCCUCUCACCUCGUCCAAAGUCAAUUGUCCUUCAUAAGUCAGUUAAACCUUUGAGCAGGCGUGAAAGCACAAAAACAGAGAAUCUCCACGAAGAUGCAUCUAUAGAUCCUGAUCUCCACCCAUCCUUGGACUCUGAUCAUGGCCUCAUUACCCUGGCUUUCCCCUCCACUACUUGGUCUUCCUGCCCGAGUCCACAGAUGACCACUCCCAGCUCAGGGUCAGGACCAAGGCUGACCCCUUCUGCAUCAGUGGCUCGGCUUGAGUCUCAUCGCUGGCCUGUCCUGCCUCCUAUCUCACCUGUCAGAGGACGCUGUGGCUCAGUAGCAUCACGCUACUCAGAGCUCAGCUGCAGUCGGUCUCAUGUGUUUGAUGAACUGGAGGCCAUCGCUCCUCGGUCCAUGUCUUGUACGUCUCUGGACCAGCCAUCAGACUCAUCCGGUUGCCCUUCACCCAACACAGAGCUGUCUCCGGGCCUGGCAGCGCUGACGGUGGGCUGUGACUCCGGGAAUCUGGGCUCCCUGUCCCGGGUCCAGCUGCUCCUCCUGGACCGACCGGAGCCCGAGACCCUGCUGAGUCCCUUCAGUCAGGAAGAGGAGCUCUCACCGGUGCAGGACUGGUCCGUUCUCAGGAUGCAGUAUGAUCCAGGAUUGACUUCAGCAGGUGGUUUGAGGCCCUUCACAGCUGGCAGCAUCUCUGAAAGGUGUGACUCUGCAGGGAAAGUCCAGGAAAACAAAUCGGAUCAGUCUGAAGGAUGUUCUGGGUCACCAUCUUCAUGGAUCAUAGACCUGAGUCCAUCAUGCAACAUGUUCAGAUCCACCAAUUCUCCCUGCGAGUCCAAUCACGAUAAAGGAGGCCCCACAGAGGAGGAGGACAUUUAUCCGGGAUGGAGGGAAGUCGAGUCCUCAGCAGGAGGAAGGAGACCCGGGAGUCUUGACCAAAAACUUGAAGAGAAGGACAGAAGGAUGGAGGAGAGGAAAACAAAGGUGCUGAACAUACUUUCCAAACUGCAGGAUGCCACACCUCGUCAGCCAAAAAGCAACAAAGGGCACUCCAACUUUGAGGACUUCGACUUUUUGGCAAAGUUUUGCAUUUUCAGUCAGGAGAAGCUGGCUGAGUACAAAAGAGCUUUUGAAACAGAGGACGAUGAUGGUGACGGCUACAUCUCCUGCCUUCAGGUUCUACUUGCUCUUAAAAACAUUAUCCCUCCAGAGCUGCUGUCUGACGAAGAAGAGAUCUACGUGUACAGGAUCCUGGAGAUGGUGGACUUCAGAGUGACAGAUGGGCUUGUGGAUCUGAGGCUCUUUGCUGUGAUUGCUAGUCUGGCACAGAAAAUAGCCACCAUGGAUGAGUUUAUGCGAUCACUAAUCACCAACAUGGACUUCCGCUCGUUAGAAGUGAGGCUCUUCAAAGCAAAGCAACUGUUCCUGUUCCUCAUGGAGGAGCAACGAGGAGACGCUGGAGCUCAGCGGGGCUUCAUCAGUGCAGAGCAGCUUCUGUUGGAGCUGAAGGCUGGGGGAAUCCAUCUGGAGCAGGAGGCGGCCAUCAGACUGGAGCUGCAGCACAUUCCCCCCCUGGACCUGCUGGACUUCCUGGCCUACCUGCCCCUCUUCAUACUCAUUCACAAGUCGGUCAUCUCCAACCCUCUCGAUGACUCCAGCCACCUCUGACCUCAGUCACUGCACCGUCUGCCCUUUGUGGCUCAGGUAUCAGCAUUAAUGCCACUGCAAUUAUCAGUACUGUAGUCUUGUGUGAAAAGAUGACAUGCAAGAAACAGAGACACUUAAAUUCAAGGGAGCGAAUUAGGCACUGUAGUCAUUUUUCAUCCUACAAGGAAAGUUAUCAAUUCUUUAUGAUCUUUAAUUUAAAGUAAUGAAAUUUCACGAAAUGUUUUAAUUCAUUCCAAUAGGAUCACCAUGAUCAGCACUGCCUUCCCGUCAUAUCAUUUAAACCGUAAUUACGAGCAGCAGAGGAGAAAACAACAAUCACAUCAGCCUCUCAUGGUCGGAGAUUUGGGGAUUGGAAAAAUGGCUGCAAAUGCACCAGCGGUAGUAAAAUAAAAUUAAAGGCAAAAUGAGUAGGAUUUGUUGGUUGCGGUUUUUAAGGACAACAUUCAAAGUUGGCCCCUUCUCCUGGCUGAACGAAAGCCAACCCCAGAUUCACUCUCGUUUUGGGUUUGUUCACUUUGCGUUUUGCCUCUCGCUAUAUUUGCAUUUUUUGGCGCAAUGUCCACCAUUUUCGUCUCUUCCUCUUGGAUGCGUGCUGAUGAUCUGGUCCCCAGUCGCUACCUUUUUAUAGAGGUUGAUGACCAGAAAUGUCCCGAACACAGUAAAAUAAGACGAAAAGAGAAAAUUCAGGCAGAGUGCAGGGUCUCUGUACAUAGGUCAUACAUAGCUUUUUGGGGAAAAAUCCACUAUCUGUGGCUUUAAACACGAAUACAAUCGACUCAGCUAUAAAAGGAGCUCUCACGAAUGCGUAACGCAACAAAAGAAGCUCAUUAAGGCUGUUUAUCUAGUAUCUACAAGUCUAGCAACGGGGCUAAAUGCCUUGGAAUAAUGGGUAAACACUCCCAAAUUGUAAUAAAAGAUGUUUUUUUCUUUUCAUUCUGUCGACAUUGCGUAAAUGCAGCAUGAAUCUGCGCGACUCGCCAAAUUCUUCUUAAAGUAAUAAUCUCAAAGAUUUUUGUUUAAAUAAAUGUCUGCUCAGCCACCAUUUGCCGCCGAAUGAGAUAACACAAUGGUGACUGAGCCUAUGGCCCACUGAUGAAAGCUGUUGUAUUUGCAAUAUUACAAACUGGGUGUCUGUGGAGACAUUCCUGGGAAAAAUCACUAGUGGCGCACAUUUAGUGAAGCGUUGUCCAUCACCCAGCUGUAGUUAGUCCACCAGAGAGGGUAGGGGGAGCUAACGCAAAAU